This is a messenger RNA of Trametes versicolor FP-101664 SS1, 1445 nucleotides long. RefSeq lists its product as uncharacterized. The transcript is spliced from 9 exons. The record is from RefSeq and is a predicted model, not a curated record. Lineage: Eukaryota; Fungi; Basidiomycota; Agaricomycetes; Polyporales; Polyporaceae. Bases 24 to 1001 code for a protein of 325 amino acids.
CUCGCGCCCCCUGAGUUCUGACAAUGGCCGAUCCCGUCGCCUUCGACAUUGCCGUCCUCUAUGGCAUCCUCUUUGAGUGCAUGUUCUAUGGCCUCUACCUCGCCGUCUUUGGCGCGACCAUGUACGUGUUGUUCAUGCCGGUGUUCAGUCCCCGGACGGCCAGACAGGAGAAGGUCAACCUCGUCCUGUUGUCGACCGCGAUUCUCCUAUUCUUGUCACUCACAGUGCACUUCUGUAUAAACAUGGCACGUAUAUAUGGCGCGUAUGUUGUGCACGGCGCGGAGCCGUACGGCCCCAUCUUGUUCUUCGCGGAUUUGAAGUCACCACUGUCAUUGGUCUGGGCCGCGUGCUAUGUCUUUGAGGCGUUCAUUACGGACAGUCUCACGAUCUAUCGUCUGUACGUCAUUUGGGGAAGCAACUUCUGGGUGUGUAUUCCCCCCGGCCUGUGCGUCGGUGCCAUGCUUGUUUCUGGCGUCGGCACUGUCGUCUCGUUCUCCAAACUUGACUCGGGCAACGACCUCUGGACGAACGUCGCUGGAGACUGGUUGAUUUGCUCUUUCGUCCUCGGCCUUGCCACCAACAUCUUGGCCGUCAGUCUCAUCGGCUACCGUAUCCUCGUUCGUGACCGCAGAAUCACAGCCAUCGGUGGUGUUGGCAGCUUGAAGAACGUUAUCGUCGUCAUCAUUGAGUCGGCGGCGCUGUACACUUUCCUCAAGACGAUCAACUUGGUCCUACUUCUCACGAAGUCCAACGUCGCAUGGGCGUUCCUUAGCAUUGCCAACCCCAUCAUUGGUAUUGCGUCGCAUUUACUCAUCCUCCGGGUUGCCUGGAUGCGCCACUUCAAGCCUGCGACCACCCACUCUGCUAUGACCACACCGUCUCGCGGCGGCACAUACCCCAUGCGCGUGCAAGUCACCACCGACCGCGUGAACGACGACGACCUCGAGGCGUCGACGAUGAAGGGCGGCGACGACAAGCUCGCGCGCUCCGGCAACUGGUGAUCGCCUUUCGACACCCGUCUCGCUGUUUUCGUCCGUUCCCACUGGCAGGCACCACUCCUGCUUCGCUUCGGAACACUGUGCAUGGCCGCCCGGGAACAUGGCCCUGGAAGGAGCACUGGAAUUCUCUGCAUUUUUACACGUUCACCGCCCCGCUCGGCCCUCCCCCCACCCCUGCUCGCCGCAUUCCUUUUUACCCGCCGCUGUGCGUCCGCUCUUUUUACCUUCGUCGUCGGCUGUUCGGAGCGACCUGGCCCCCCGUGGAGGUCCCCUUUACUUGAGGGCGUGAACUUGUUGGCAUCCGAUAUCGACCUCUGGUACCAUACCCAGGAUUUCGCACACCCCAUCCUUCCCUUGACCACGCUCGCUUUGUAGCAGAUUGAACGUGGGCGUGCUCUCGUAUCAAAAUUGUAGAACCAUAUACUAUCAGCAUUUAAACGCGAUCGU